AUGCGUCUCUCUGUUCCCAUCUUCCUUUUGCUGUGGGUUAAAGCCCUGACAUUGAAAAACCUCAGUUAUUCCGUCCCGGAGGAGCAAGGACCCGGCACCGUCAUAGGUAAUAUCGCGAAAGACGGCGGAUAUGAGACCCUGGAAAGAGGGAAAAAAUCCAACUUCAGAGUGUUGGAGAAUUCUGCACCACACCUGGUGGACGUCGACCCGGAGAGUGGACUUAUUUUCACCAAACAAAGGAUUGACAGGGAGACGUUAUGCAGGCGGAACCCAAAGUGCCAGCUCUCCAUGGAAGUGUUUGCCAAUGACAAAGAAAUAUGCAUGAUCAAGAUCGACAUACAGGACAUCAAUGACAACUCGCCCAAUUUCCCCUCGGAUCACGUUAACAUCGAUAUCUCGGAGAACGCGGCCGCGGGCACGCGCUUCCCGCUGACUAUUGCACAUGACUCGGAUACCGGGGAGAACGGCAUCAAGACUUAUCAGGUCACCAGAGAUGAUUACAAUACAUUCUCGCUGGAUUUAAAAGUACGAGGCGACGGGACUAUCUAUCCGGAGCUGGUGGUUCAGCGACCUUUGGAUAGGGAAGACCAGAGCCAUCACACCCUCCUGCUCACUGCCAUAGAUGGCGGCGAGUACCCGAGAUCAGGCUCCAUGCAAAUCAAUGUCAGGGUGACGGAUUCCAAUGACAAUAGCCCCGUUUUUGAGAAAUCCUCCUAUACGCUGGAACUCCCGGAGAAUUCCCCGCCCGGAAAAGUACUCAUAGAUUUGAACGCCACCGAUCAUGACGAAGGGAGCAACGGACAGGUGGUUUACUCCUUCACAGGAUACGCAUCUGAGCGAGUGCAGGAUUUGUUCUCCAUUGAUCCCAAUACUGGAGUCAUCAAGGUCCAGGGUGAAAUUGACUAUGAAGAGAAUCCAAUUAUAGAAUUUGAUGUGCAGGCCAAGGAUCUUGGGCCGAACCCCAUACCGGGCCAUGUGAAAAUUACUGUCAAAGUGCUUGACAAAAACGACAACUCGCCAAUAAUCAGUUUUGUUUCUGUGCGGCAGGGUGCCAUCAGCGAGGCGGCACCCUCCGAAUCUGUCAUCGCGCUUGUCAGAGUGACGGAUAAAGAUUCCGGACGAAACGGUCAGCUCCAGUGCCGCGUUCUGGGAAAUGUUCCUUUUCGGCUGCAGGAGAACAAUGACAAUUUUUACACGUUACUCACCGACAGACCUUUGGAUCGGGAAACCAAGGACGAAUACAACGUCACCAUCGUGGCCAGAGACAACGGCAUCCCCUCUUUGAACUACACCAAGUCGUUCACUGUGAAAAUCCUGGACGAGAACGACAACGCACCCCGUUUCACGAAAGUCGUUAAUGUGCUACAGGUGCCCGAGAACAACAUCCCGGGCGAGUAUCUGGGCUCCGUGCUGGCCCACGAUCCGGAUGUAGGCCGCAACGGCACGGUGACCUACUCCAUUUUGCCGUCGCACAUCGGCGAAGUGUCCGUUUAUACGUACGUGUCUGUCAACCCCACCAACGGAGCCAUAUACGCGUCGCGCUCUUUUAACUACGAGCAAACGAAGUCCUUCGAGUUCAAAGUUCAGGCUAAGGACGGAGGCACCCCUCACAUGGAGAGCACCUCCACCGUCAGGGUCAACAUCCUUGACGUAAACGACAAUCUCCCGGUGAUCAUUUUACCGCUCCUUCAAAACGACACGGCCGAAAUCCCAGUGCCUCGGAACGUGGGUAUCGGCUACAUCGUGGCCACGGUGAAGGCGGUGGACCACGAUCACGGAGAGAGCGGCCACUUGACAUACGAGAUCACGGAAGGGAACGACGACCACCUGUUUGACAUGGAUCCGAUAGGUGGGGAGGUCCGGACCACUCACGCCCUGUGGGAAGAGGUCUCGCCCGUGGUGGAGCUGGUAGUUAAGGUAACCGACCACGGGAAGCCGCCCUUGUCCGCCGUGGCUAAACUGGUCAUCAAGGCGAGCGCGGAAGUGGCAGCAGGUGGCGGGGGCUCUGGCAUGAGCGGCGAGCGGCAGCACUGGGACGUAUCCCUACCUCUCAUCGUUACCCUCUGCAUUAUCUCUGUCAUGCUCUUAGCCGUCAUGACCGCCAUCGCCGUCAAGUCCAAGCAUCAAGAUAAAGAGAGCGGGAAUUAUAACUGCCGCAUGCCCGAGUACUCCAAUCCUCCGGUGGGGAAGGGCAAGAAGAAGCGGAUCAACAAGAGUGACAUCAUGCUGGUGCAGAGCGAGAUGGAGGAGAGAGAUUCGGCUAGCCGCAUGAACGUGGUGAGCAGCCCCUCGCUCAUUACCUCGCCUAUUUGCUUCGACUACCAGAGCCCCCUGCCGCUCACGCUGCCCAGGUCCGAGGUCAUGUACCUGAAAACCACCCCUAACAGCCUGACGGUACCCAGGGCAGGUUGCCACUCCAGCUUUGCCGGGCUGAGCACGGACACUCCGGCAAACAGGAUGUCGGUGAUCCAGACAGAAAACUUCCCCUCUGAGCCUAAUUACGGUGGCAGCAGGCAGCCGUUUGUUCAAAGCUCUACAUUUAAGGAUGCAGAACGGGCGAGCCUCCGAGACAGUGGCCAUGGUGAUAGCGACCAGGCCGAUAGUGACCAGGAUACUAAUCGAGGCUCCCAGUGCGACGCGUCUGCCAGGGAGGCCCUCAAGAUGAAAGCCACAUCGGUUAACGGGCAGCCUUUCGAGCAGGAACAAGACAAAUCAGUCCACUGCACCGAUGAGUGUCGCGCACUGGGACACUCUGACAGAUGCUGGAUGCCAAAGUUACGGAUCGGAAGCCAAGCAGACAGCGCCGAUAAUCGCACCAACCUUUUCAUCCCCGUGGGAAUGGAUGCCAUGGUAGAGACAGAGAUUUAUGGCACCAUCAGCCGCGGCAGUCGGAAAACCCUCAGCACUUUCGGGAAGGAGCAGCGGGACAGCACCGUCCUCGUGGCCAACGUCAAACCCUACUUGAAAUCCCAGCGCGCGCCGUGCCCGCCCCCGCUGCAGGAGAGUCCGCCGGCCCCCGGGAGCCCCACCAAGAGCGGGACGACCCCGCCGGACGCGGACGAGCGAGAGCUGAAGGAGGAGCGGGAGGGGGGCUCAGACAGCAGUGCCUACGGCCCGCCGGACGGCCAGUGCUCGCCGCUGCGCACCGCGCUGGAGGAGCCCUCCUACCUGACCCGCGACCUCCGCCCCAAGGCUCUGUCCAGCAGCCUCAUUCACAGCGCCGUCAUCAGCCAGGAGUGCGGCGUGGCCGAGUACGAGCCGCGGGACUCGGGGAACUGA
This is a messenger RNA of Syngnathoides biaculeatus (alligator pipefish), 3279 nucleotides long. RefSeq names its product protocadherin-17-like. Gene Ontology annotation, molecular function: calcium ion binding. The record is from RefSeq and is a predicted model, not a curated record. Lineage: Eukaryota; Metazoa; Chordata; Actinopteri; Syngnathiformes; Syngnathidae. Gene Ontology annotation, biological process: homophilic cell-cell adhesion. The transcript has 4 exons. Gene Ontology annotation, cellular component: plasma membrane. The coding region runs from base 1 to 3279 and encodes 1092 amino acids.